AAGAAAACAGCUAAAAGAAUUAAAAUUUUUUUAUUAACACAUUAUUUCGCUUGGAUUUGAUAUUCUGAGGGCAUAUAUUGACUGACAGUUAGAACAUUAGAAUUCAUUUCGGACAAGAAACAAAUCGAAGACCCUGUUUUGCAUUACACAAGCGCAUGAAAUCUGUCAAAUUCUCGGAUCAAAGCAAAAAAAUAAGCAACUGUGUAUUUUCAUUGAUUAUGCAGGUAGCGCUUCAUAGAUUCUUAAAAAUGCCGGAUAUAUUAAGCUGCGACUUUGAAGUUCAUGGCAUCGUACAAGGAGUAUCCUUUAGAAUGUAUACUACAAGGCAAGCAAACUCUUUGGGUGUGAGAGGAUGGUGUAUGAACACACCACACGAUACCGUUAAGGGGCAAAUCGAAGGUACACCUGAAACCUUCGAGCAAAUGAAAAUAUGGUUGCAAAAAACUGGAAGUCCGGCGAGUCGCAUUGAUAGGACAGACUUUGGCGGAACGAGAAAAUUACAGGAGUUUACAUUUACAAAUUUUUCAAUUCGUCAUUAAGUUUACUUGUCAUAUACAUAAACGAACAUGUACAUAUUAAGGAAGUAUUUUUAAACAGAUUAAUUAAAGUCACUUGUACAAA
This is a messenger RNA of Ceratitis capitata (Mediterranean fruit fly), 621 nucleotides long. RefSeq names its product acylphosphatase-2. The coding region runs from base 156 to 539 and encodes 127 amino acids. The record is from RefSeq and is a predicted model, not a curated record. Gene Ontology annotation, molecular function: acylphosphatase activity. The transcript is spliced from 5 exons. NCBI's taxonomy places the organism in Eukaryota, Metazoa, Arthropoda, Insecta, Diptera, Tephritidae.